Molecule: messenger RNA, 1694 nt
Organism: Ipomoea nil (Japanese morning glory)
Lineage: Eukaryota; Viridiplantae; Streptophyta; Magnoliopsida; Solanales; Convolvulaceae
Product: polypyrimidine tract-binding protein homolog 3
Exons: 15
Coding region: 111-1445 (444 amino acids)
Biological process (GO): mRNA processing; regulation of RNA splicing
Cellular component (GO): nucleus
Molecular function (GO): mRNA binding
Source: RefSeq, a predicted model, not a curated record
UCCCACUCUCUCUCCUCGAGUGAUAUAUCUGAAGGUUAGAUCUACAAGUUAAAUUUCUAUCGUUUCUACUAAUUGGGAUAAUUGGGAUUUUUGCAGAGUCGCCAUUGAAAAUGACGGAGCCUUCAAAGGUCAUUCAUGUUCGUAAUGUGGGCCAUGAGAUUUCCGAGAAUGAUUUGCUUCAGCUGUUCCAGCCAUUUGGGGUUAUAACAAAACUUGUGAUGCUAAGAGCAAAAAAUCAGGCCCUCCUUCAAAUGCAAGAUGUUCCUUCAGCUGUAAAUGCAUUGCAAUUUUACACGAAUGUGCAACCUAGCAUAAGAGGGCGGAAUGUUUAUAUUCAGUUCUCUUCACAUCAAGAGCUAACAACUAUGGACCAGAACACACAAAGUCGAGGCGAUGAGCCUAAUCGAAUUCUCUUAGUUACAAUACAUCACAUGCUAUACCCUAUAACUGUGGAAGUGCUGCAUCAAGUGUUUUCUCCACAUGGAUUUGUAGAGAAGAUCGUCACAUUUCAGAAGUCGGCUGGUUUUCAAGCUUUGAUUCAAUUUCAAACAAACCAAAGUGCUGUAUCUGCAAGGAAUGCUCUUCAGGGGCGUAAUAUUUAUGAUGGUUGCUGUCAACUGGAUAUUCAGUUUUCAAACCUAGAUGAACUACAAGUGAACUAUAAUAAUGACAGAUCAAGGGAUUUCACCAACCCAAAUCUACCAUCUGAACAAAAGGGGAAAUCGUCUCAACAUGGAUAUGGAGAUGCUGGUGGGAUGUAUUCCUUACAAGCUUCAGGUGCCCAUACUGUUGGAUUUCCUCAGAUGGGGAACGCUGCUGCCAUUGCUGCUGCCUUUCCCGGUGGAUUGCCACCUGGAAUAAGUGGGACGAAUGACAGAUGUACUAUUCUUGUUUCUAAUCUAAAUCCAGAUAGAAUAGAUGAAGACAAGCUUUUUAACCUUUUCUCAAUUUAUGGAAACAUUGUCAGAAUCAAACUACUCCGCAAUAAACCAGAUCAUGCACUGGUUCAGAUGGGCGAUGGUUUCCAAGCUGAAUUAGCUGUGCACUUCCUGAAGGGAGGUAUGCUGUUUGGUAAGCGGUUGGAGGUGAACUUCUCGAAGCACCCAAACAUUACCACGGGACCAGAUACACACGACUAUUCCAACUCUAAUCUCAAUCGUUUCAACCGUAAUGCUGCCAAAAACUACCGAUACUGUUGCUCCCCUACCAAGAUGAUCCACCUGUCCACCCUCCCCCAGGACGUGAGCGAGGCCGAGAUUGUAUCCCACUUGGAGGAGCACGGCACCAUUGUCAAUAGUAAGCUUUUCGAGAUGAAUGGGAAGAAGCAGGCUCUCGUUCUUUUUGAAAACGAAGAGCAGGCUACUGAAGCCCUUGUGUGUAAGAAUGCCUCUUCCCUCAGUGGAUCGACAAUUCGGAUCUCCUUCUCUCAAUUGCAGAACAUCUAAGAAGUAAUAUUAUUCUCUUCAUGAAACUCUGUAAUCUAAGGAUUUGAAACAGGGGGGUCGGGUUCUUCACUUCUUCUACUCUUGUAUUCAAAUUUGUCAUUGUAACUCUAAUUUCUGCUACAUCUGUACCACCUAUCCUCACCCACAGGAGAGCCAUUUGGUAACAUUUUGUUUCUCAUCCUUUCAUCUCUACUACUGUAAAACCAAAAAAAAAAAGACAAAAAAAAUUACCAGUGUACUGUUUGAUAA